GCAGAACUUUCACACUUGAGCUGGAGAAACUUUAAUCUGCAGCUGAAGGGAGGACAAACUGUCCAGAGUAACAAACAAUCUGGAAAAAUUACAUUUUGAACAGAAAAAUGGACAUUUUACUCUCUAGACUGCUGUUGUUGAUAGCGCUUCUGUCUUGCGUUUCUUCUGUGGAUAAACUCAACAUGUGUAUGGACGGCAAACACCAGAUAUCAGAGCCCCGACCAGAAGGACAGCUCUAUCAGCAGUGUGAACCAUGGAGAGAUAACGCGUGCUGCACAGCGAACACUACAGAGGAAGCCCAUGUGGAUAACUCAUACCUGUACAACUUUAACUGGAAUCACUGUGGUAUCAUGAGUGACAAAUGUAAGAAGCAUUUCAUACAGGACACGUGUUUCUAUGAGUGCUCGCCGCACCUCGGGCCCUGGAUACAGCCGGCGGAAGAGUCAUGGCGUAAGGAACGGAUCCUGGAUGUGCCGUUGUGUUUGGAGGACUGUGAGAACUGGUAUGAAGACUGUAAAAAUGAUUUCACUUGCAAAGACAGUUGGCACAAGGGCUGGGACUGGAGCACAGGCACUAAUCGUUGUCCGAAUGGCGCUCUCUGCAGUCGGUGGACCGAUAUUUUCCCGAACGCUCAGAGCAUGUGUGAGAAGAUCUGGUCAAACUCCUACAAGUAUACCACCCUCACCAAAGACAGCGGUCGCUGCAUGCAGAUGUGGUUCACAGGUCCGAACCCCAAUAAGAAAGUGGCUGAAUACUACCUCAAUGGUGAUGCUGAGACGGUCACCGUGGCAAUGGGCCUGCACCUGUUUGCAUUUCUCCUGAUGCUGCUGCUCUGAAAUCUACCAGAAUAAUGAAAAUAUAAGAAUUGAGGCCAUGAAUGGACUUCUUUCUCUUAAUAUUUCUCGGAUCUCAAAAUCAGUGUUUCCACUAAUGUGUCUAAUGGAGAAAUGUUUAAACCCAUUUUAAUGGAGGAAAAUGAUGCAAACAUAACACAAAAAGUCUCUUGUUUCCAAAAGAUGGCAGUGUUAUUUUUCUGUCCAACCACAAAGCUGCAAAACCAAAGUGCCAACAGAAUUAAAGAUUAUAUAUAGUCAUAUUUUUCAGCCUCUUCUGGAUAGAAAGUGUGUUUGAAGCAUUGAUUUGAAUUUGAAGUUCAUGAAUUCCGUUAUAAACCAUUUAAUUGAAAACCUCUCUGGGAUUCAGAUGAAUUGGUUCAUGAUUAUUUAGUAUGUUUCAUGAUGUUUGCCCAACUGGCCUUUCUGAUUGGCCGAAAGCCAAGGCAAACGUUGAUAAGUGGGCGUUAGGGGCCGUUCAGACCGAAUGCAUUCUUGUGCUCAAACCUUAAUUUUUGUCCAAUUUUGUCCAACUUUUUUAUGUAUAUAUAUAUAAAAAUGGAAUUCUUCAUCGGAGUGGUCUAGGUCUUUGUGACUUUUCCUCUUUUUACCAUCUAAAAGUUGGUGGUUUUACAAAAAAAGUCACACAUUUUUCAUCCGACCAAAGAAAUGUAAGUAUUCAGAAACACAACCCUAAUGAUUACAAAAAUUAGCUACACUUUGACAUGCAUAUGUCUUUUAUAAUGCCUAAAUAUAUGUCCAAAUGUAUAACUUGCGAUAAUAUCUAUAAAUUAAGCUACAGGAUUGGGUUACAGACACCAUUCCACAAUAAGGGGAACACUGAGGCCACCUAUAGGCUAUACUUGACAUUGCAAUGAUAUGGUCAAAUGUUUGUCAUGUUUUUUCCAGCAGAUGGCAGCAGAUGUUCCUAAUGCAUGACACAUAGCAGUGUUUUAAUAAAUAUUAAACUUUGAUUUUUACUGAAUUGAAGGUAACAGAUGCACCGAUAUGAAAAUAUUUGGCCAAUACAAUACCGAUCUUAACAGAAAACUAUAUAAGUGAUUCCGAUAUUUUGCCACUUAUUUUGUCAUCAGAUCACUGUUUUGCUUAGGAAUUAUGCUUUAAAAAUGUACAAAGAGGCACAAAUUCUAUUUUAUUGUUCUAACAAUAAAUAACUUCUAUUGAA
Molecule: messenger RNA, 2019 nt
Organism: Myxocyprinus asiaticus (Chinese sucker)
Lineage: Eukaryota; Metazoa; Chordata; Actinopteri; Cypriniformes; Catostomidae
Gene: folr
Product: folate receptor
Exons: 5
Coding region: 108-836 (242 amino acids)
Cellular component (GO): external side of plasma membrane
Molecular function (GO): signaling receptor activity
Source: RefSeq, a predicted model, not a curated record